Guillardia theta CCMP2712 is the source of this 675-nucleotide messenger RNA. RefSeq lists its product as hypothetical. The record is from RefSeq and is a predicted model, not a curated record. The transcript has 11 exons. Lineage: Eukaryota; Cryptophyceae; Pyrenomonadales; Geminigeraceae. Bases 1 to 675 code for a protein of 224 amino acids.
AUGGAAACGGGGAGGUUUGAGGCGUGGGAGUACAUCGACCCAGGCUCAGUAAGAGAUUAUGUCGACCAGGGCAUCAACCUUUUGGUAUUCAACUAUCGGGGUGUCAAUGAGAGCACUUGGGCCCCUGUGUUUGGAAGCCAAGUAUUGGGAGAGUUGAUUGGAAGAUACACGACGAUUGAGCGCGAUGGCAUCGUCCUGGACUGCAUGAGUGUGAUACAGUAUGUCGUGAAGGGGCUGGGAGUGAAGGAGGAUAAAGUUCUUCUUCUGGGUCACUCCAUCGGAGGAGCUUUCAGUCUCCAGGCUUCUGUCAAGCAUCAUCCGAGGGAGCAUGCUGCCGAAUUUCUUGGAGUUUCGCCGACGUCGUGGAUUGGAAAGUUCCUCAAGUGGUUGGGAGGAACGCUCGUUCACGUGACUGGCUGGGAGCUCAACUCCGUUGAAGUUUGGCACAAGACAAAUGGUUUCAAAUGGAUUGAAUUUUGCAAGAAAGAUCACAUCAUUCCUGUCAAGACAUCUUUAUAUGAAGCAGCUGGCGGAGUCGAGUCGAACAGGGUGCUGGAGCUUGAGUCUCUGCGUGGGGACAAUCAUAACAGAGCCUUGACCAUCAUGGAACUUCGAGAGCACCUUGCUCUCGUCGAAACAGCGCUCAGUUUACCUGGAACGAGCAAGCAGGGCUGA